Messenger RNA from Mastomys coucha (southern multimammate mouse), 438 nucleotides. Its product is annotated as 60S ribosomal protein L18a-like. The transcript has 2 exons. The coding region runs from base 1 to 438 and encodes 145 amino acids. The record is from RefSeq and is a predicted model, not a curated record. Gene Ontology annotation, molecular function: structural constituent of ribosome. Gene Ontology annotation, cellular component: ribosome; cytosolic large ribosomal subunit. Gene Ontology annotation, biological process: translation. NCBI's taxonomy places the organism in Eukaryota, Metazoa, Chordata, Mammalia, Rodentia, Muridae.
AUGCCACAUACCACCAUUGUACUGUAUGUGAAUCUUUGCACUCAACCAUGUGGUGGCCAAGUCCCGCUUCUGGUACUUUGUGUCACAGCUGAAGAAGAUGAAGAAGUGUUUGAGAAGUCACCCCUGCGUGUGAAGAACUUUGGCAUCUGGCUGCGCUACAAAUCCCGCAGUGGCACACACAACAUGUACUGGGAGUACCGGGACCUGACCACCACUGGUGUAGUCACACAAUGCUACCAAGACAAGGGUGCCAGACACCUUGCCCGCGCACACUCCAUCCAGAUCAUGAAGGUGGAAGAGACUGAAGCUGGCAAGUGCCGCCGGCCAGCUGUCAAGCAGUUCCACGACUCCAAGAUCAAGUUCCCAUUGCCCCACCGUGUGUUGAGGCACCAACACAAGCCAUGCUUCACCACCAAGAGGCCUAACACCUUCUUCUAG